Molecule: messenger RNA, 399 nt
Organism: Aegilops tauschii subsp. strangulata
Lineage: Eukaryota; Viridiplantae; Streptophyta; Magnoliopsida; Poales; Poaceae
Source: RefSeq, a predicted model, not a curated record
AUGGGGUUCAAUGAGAAGUGGCUAAACUGGAUUGCUUGUCUCUUUCAAUCAGGAAAAUCUUCGGUCCUUCUAAAUGGCACACCAGGAAGGCAGUUCACUUGCAAACGGGGAGUGCGCCAAGGGGAUCCUCAUUCACCGCUCAUUUUUGUCCUAGCGGCUGAUCUGUUGCAAUCUGCCAUCAAACAUGCUUUCCGUGAGGAGAUACUUCAGAAACCAAUUCCGUCAGCUGAGACAGACUACCCGGUAAUCCAGUAUGCGGACGAUACGAUUGUCUUUCUUCCAGUUGUGAAAGAGCAGGUUGAGGCUCUGAAAAAACUCCUGUUUUUCCUUGGAUCUGGGAAUCCAAAUGCACGAACAAAUGGAAAGUUUUUUCUUGGCUUCUGUUUGCUGAUCGUCUGA